UGGUCUAGCCUGGGAAGAAGGUCUAGCCCAGGUCCAGCCUGAACAGAGCGAGCCUGUCGCCAUGCCGGCUUGCUGCAGCUGGAACGAUGUCUUGCAGUAUGAGACAAACAAAGUCACCCGGAUCCAGAGCGCAAAUUAUGGCACCGUCAAGUGGGUCUUGCACAUGCUCGUCCUUUCCUAUGUUAGCUUUGCUUUGGUGAGCGACAAGCUGUAUCAGCGGAAAGAGCCCGUUAUCAGCUCCGUGCACACCAAGGUCAAAGGCAUUGCAGAGGUGACAGAGAGUGUCACGGAGGGUGGGGUGAGGAAGUUAGUCCACAGCAUCUUUGACACUGCGGACUACACCUUCCCUUUGCAGGGGAACUCCUUCUUUGUAAUGACAAAUUAUCUCAAGUCAGAAGGCCAAGAGCAGAAGCUGUGUCCUGAGUAUCCCAGCCGCGGUGCACAGUGCUAUUCUGACCAGAGUUGUAAGAAGGGCUGGGUGGAUCCGCAAAGCAAAGGAAUCCGGACUGGCAGGUGUAUACCAUACGACCAAACCAGGAAGACCUGUGAAGUCUCAGCCUGGUGUCCUGCUGAGGAAGGGAAAGAAGCCCCUCGGCCUGCACUCUUGAGGAGCGCUGAAAACUUCACUGUGCUCAUCAAGAACAAUAUUGACUUCCCCGGCCACAACUAUACUACGAGAAACAUCUUGCCAGAUAUGAACACCUCUUGUACCUUUCACAAGUUGUGGAACCCUCAGUGUCCCAUCUUCCGACUAGGGGACAUUUUCCAGGAAGUAGGAGAGAACUUUACAGAAGUGGCAGUUCAGGGAGGAAUCAUGGGCAUUGAGAUCUACUGGGAUUGCAACCUGGACAGCUGGUCUCAUCACUGUCAACCCAAGUACAGCUUCCGCCGCCUGGAUGACAAGUAUACCAAUGAGUCCUUGGUCCCUGGCUACAACUUCAGAUACGCCAAGUACUAUAAGGAGAACAACGUGGAAAAGCGGACGUUGGUCAAAGCCUUCGGCAUCCGUUUUGAUAUCCUGGUUUUCGGCACUGGAGGAAAAUUUGACAUCAUCCAGCUGGUUGUAUACAUUGGAUCCACCCUGUCCUACUUUGGCUUGGCCACUGUGUGUAUUGACUUGCUCAUCAACACAUACUCCAGUGCCUUCUGCAGGUCGGGCGUCUACCCCUACUGUAAGUGCUGCGAACCUUGUGCAGUGAACGAGUAUUAUUACAGAAAGAAGUGUGAAACCAUCGUGGAGCCCAAGCCGACAUUAAAGUAUGUGUCCUUUGUGGACGAGCCCCACAUUCGGAUGGUGGACCAGCAGCUGCUUGGGAAAAGUCUGCAAGCCGUCAAAGGCCAAGAAGUUCCGAGACCCCAGAUGGACUUCUCAGACCUGUCUAGGCUGUCCGUAUCUCUUCACGACUCACCACCGAUUCCUGGACAAUCUGAGGAAAUGCAGCUGCUCCGUGAAGAGGUGGCCCCUAAGUCCGAGGACAUCCCAGGCUGGUGCCAGUGUGGAAACUGCCUCCCCUCUCGACUACCGGAGAAUCGCAGGGCCCUGGAGGAGCUGUGCUGCCGGAGGAAGCCGGGACGGUGCAUCACCACCUCUCAGCUCUUCUGUAAGCUCGUGCUGUCCAGAGAAGCCCUGCAGCUCCUCCUGCUCUACCAGGAUCCCUUGCUGGUGCUGGAGGAAGGGGCCAUCAACAGCAGGCUGAGACACUGUGCCUACAGGUGCUACGCCACCUGGCGCUUCGGCUCCCAAGACAUGGCCGACUUUGCCAUUCUGCCCAGCUGCUGCCGCUGGAGGAUCCGGAAGGAGUUUCCUAAGACUGAGGGGCAGUAUAGUGGCUUCAAGUAUCCCUACUGACAGUAUGGCUGCCACAUGAUGGUGGCCCAUAACACAGCUUCUCUUGGAAAGACCUGGAGACACGUUUUCAGCCAAUGGGAACUUAAGUUUUCCUCCCUCGUGAGCUGGGUUGAGGGAGAGCUGAUUAGACCAACCGCAAGCACACAAACCCUCUCCAAGUGGAUGAGAACCGGAUGCAUAUCUGAGCCUGCAGCCUGACCCUGGACUGCAGUGCCACCCUCAGCCUAUAACGUGUACAUAGGCUCCUCAUAUCCGACCUCCCAGAUCUACUCUCUCUGAACUAGCAUUGCGGAAAUGCUGAAGGUGGUCUCUCCCGUCCACGUUUACACGGCUCCAUGGAUGUAAAGCUCCAACUCUGAAAACCAAACAUAUUGAGAUUUGAGAGUACUCUGAAAUUGAAUAUGGCCACAAAUUCUUUGACAACCCCUCACCUAACCCUCAAGACCCAAAGGUGGUGUUUCCUUUCCCCAUUAUGGGCAACUCUGGUGGCUUCAGCCAGCAGCGGAUGUGACGUUUCAUCUAUUAUUUCAAGCUCUUGUUUUAAGAGGCUAACAGCUUCUGAUUCCUGUCCUUGGAACUCUCACUGAGAGGAAGCCAGCCCAAGGUAAGAGUCUGACAGUUGGAGCUUCUCUGCUGUGAGGAAGCCCAGGCAGCUCCAGGGAGAAGCACCCAACCUGAGCCAGCUCAUCGCCACACAGGGAGAGAGGCUGCCACUCUCAGGUGACUCCAGACAUGACACAUGACUAAAACUGCAGGAGACAACUGUCCAGUCAACUCAGAGGACCACUCUCCUGCCUUAAGUCAUUACAUUUGGGGGCUGGGGUGGCACACAACAAUAGGCAACUGGAACAAAAGAUGCUGACUGAGGUCUAGAGUCACUACAAAAUGUAACAACUACUUCUGUUGGUUCUAUUGGGCAGCUGUAAGAGGUCACAUUAACCAGACUAGAAGCCAUCACAUCUAACCGCAUACAAGAUACAGUCUGACCCUCACCGCUAUCCUAUGGUUCCAAGGGACUGGUAUUGUCAGAAACCAGUAAAAGCUGCCCCUGUGCCUUUUACGUCCUGGACAAGUACAGCCAAUGAGUCCGAGGCAAUCUGAAUGCUACUUUAGAAAGCCGCCCAAGCUGCCAGGUGCGGAGCAAACCCUCGCUCAGGGCUGACUCGGGAAGGUUAGGUACUCCAGGCCAGCCUGAGCUACAUUGCAAGACCAUGUCUUUUUUUUUUUUUUUUUUUUUAAUUUAUUUUUAUGGUUGAGUGUUUUGCCUGCAUGCAUGCCUGGUGCCUGGGAGAAGAAAGUAUCAGAUCUCCUGGAACUGGAAUUGCAGGUGGUUAUGAGCCACCAUGUGGGUACUGGGAAGAGAACUUGAGUCCUCUGGCAUAGCAACAAGGGCUCUUAACUACUGAGCCUUCUCCACGUCCUCAAAACCACGUCUUAAAAUCAUAAUCACAAUAAUUAAGAAGAGGGGGAAGAGCGGCUAGGGAAAUAGAUGGUCCAGUGGGUAAGAGCAUCUUCUGCUCAAGCAUGAGGACCUAUGUGGGAUCACAGCAUCCACAUAAAGUCUGGAUGUGGCCUGUCAAGAUGGCUUUGGCGGGGGUGGGGGUGGGGGUAGGGGAUUGCCAUGCAAUCCGAUGACCUUGAAACCCAUGGUGGAAGUCAGAGAACAUGGUCCACACUCACACACACACACACACACACACACACACAUGCACGCAUGCACACACGCGUGCACACAUCAUACAUGCUCACUAAUAAUAAAAUAGAUUUAAUUUUUAAGGAAAGUCAGUAUCGUUCACUGUUUUCCACAACCGCUAAACAUGUAUGAGUGAGCAGUCACAGGUCUGAGGUCCUGCCUCAAGAUUUCUUUUUGAUAGUUAUUUUUCUCUAGACAUAGAUACUUGUUUCUAACAGAAUAGAGACUUUGGGUAUUAUGAGAGACUGUGGCUGGUGAUCUGAGACUUUUAGAUCUACUCUAAGACUUGCCAUUUUGAGGCUUUUAAGACGGAGAAGCAAGGCUCUCCAUGAGAAGGUGGAGCAAAGAUGGCUUUAAUGAAUAAAGAUGCUUGAUCACAAGUCUGAUGGACAACCUCAGUUCCAUCCUCAGGGCCCACAAACUGUCCUCUGACUUCCACAUGUGAGCACGGUGUGUGUCCACCCCCAGGUCCCCAGUAAAUGAUUGUAAGUUUGUAAUCAGAUUGUAAUCAGAAAACUCCUACUAUGAUAAUAUAAAGCAACAUGGAUAAACACUUUUUUUUAAGCCCAGAGUUUUUAUCUAGCGUUAAACUCAGGAAUGACAAUAAUUGUAGCAGCUUUGAUUUUCAUUUCCACUGUAUUUUU
Messenger RNA from Arvicanthis niloticus (Nile rat), 4186 nucleotides. The record is from RefSeq and is a predicted model, not a curated record. Lineage: Eukaryota; Metazoa; Chordata; Mammalia; Rodentia; Muridae.